Messenger RNA from Phycodurus eques (leafy seadragon), 4199 nucleotides. Its product is annotated as zinc finger protein 623-like. The record is from RefSeq and is a predicted model, not a curated record. The transcript is spliced from 2 exons. Gene Ontology annotation, biological process: regulation of transcription by RNA polymerase II. Gene Ontology annotation, molecular function: RNA polymerase II cis-regulatory region sequence-specific DNA binding; DNA-binding transcription factor activity. Bases 439 to 1251 code for a protein of 270 amino acids. Lineage: Eukaryota; Metazoa; Chordata; Actinopteri; Syngnathiformes; Syngnathidae.
UAAGCACGAAGAAGAGGUGCAAUUUUUAUUGUAUUUUUUUUACCCCCUGGCUGUCUUUGAUUUUCUACCGUGCUGCCAUCACACUCAUCUGACGUGUGAAAAGAAGAAACGUUCUCGCAGCGUCUCGAAGUGGACAUAAAACCGUCAAAGCGGACUAGUUUGGAGUUAUUGGGGUUUGCUUAGCUUGCUAGCGGGCAAACGCAAGUUAGCAACACGUCGCUAAGCUAAGAGCUAGCACUACUGCGUUACUAGUUUGGAGUUAUUGGGGUUUGCUUAGCUUGCUAGCGGGCAAACGCAAGUUAGCAACACGUCGCUAAGCUAAGAGCUAGCACUACUGCGUUACUAGUUUGGAGUUAUUGGGGUUUGCUUAGCUUGCUAGCGGGCAAACGCAAGUUAGCAACACGUCGCUAAGCUAAGAGCUAGCACUACUGCGUUAAAAUGCGUAAAGUCGCAAUGUUGAGAGAAUUAAUGAAGCAGCGGCUAAAUGUCGGCGUGGAGGAAAUAUUUCAACAUUUUGACAGAACGAUUUUGGACUAUGAGGAGGAACUUCGUCGAACAAAAGAGGAGAAAGAGCGAGAAGGCAAACUACUGGACGCCGUUUUAAAGUCUCAUGGAGGCUUACGCCGAGCAGAUGUAGAGCAUUUGUUGGAGAAUCCAGAAGAGGUUCCCUCUGAGCAGCAGCAGCAGCAAGAAGAGGAGGGGUGCAGCCCGCGUUGUGGCUUUAUUAAAAAGGAAGAGGAAGACAGCGUGUGGAGCAUUCAGGUUGGGGAGACCGCUUCCAACACGGCCCCUUUGAAUGGUGUCCUUUUGAAGAAAGAACAGGAUGAAGGUCAGUCCUCACAGCUUUGCCACCCAAGUGUGGAGAAGUUAAAUGAAGGCGAAGCUGAUGAAGAACACUGCGAAGAACCUAACAUUGCUUACAUAGACGACACCGUGUCUUCCGAGACGCACAACGAGCCCUUCGUCUGCUCGCAGGUCGGCUUUGCCAACAUGAGAAGGGAGAGACAUCCCACAGAGGCGCGCUUCAGCUGCCCGAAGUGCGGAAAAACUUUCUUCGCCCAGAGACGCCUGACCAGACACCUUUUCAUUCACAUGGGCGCCAGGCCCUAUGUGUGCCCCGUGUGUGGCAGGGCGUUCGUUCACAGCAAACAGCUGAAGAGACACAAGGGCACAGUCCAUAAUUUGUUUAUUUCGAACCAAAAGUUUUACGAAAUCAAUCUGAACUGGAGAGACCCGCGAGGACGCACAUGAGCGAGAAACUCUUCAGCUGCGGGGCGUGCGACAAACGCUUAGCUCAGAAAUAUCGAGUAAGAAAACACAAGUCUGCCACCGACAAGCGCGUGAAACUAAAUAGAUGCAUUUUUUUUUCAUUAUUCUAUAGCAAUUUUUUUUUUUGUCAACAAACUCUAUUCUAGGCUACACAGGUUGAUUCUUAUUCACUGUCCAUAGCGUUUAUCCUCAUGAAGUUUACGGGUGAGCGGGAGUCCAUCCCAGGUGACUUUUUGGGUGGAAGAAGCUGGGUCGCACCCUGGACUGUUUCCUUACCAGUCACAUGCACAUAUUGUUAUGACCCCCGAGUUAUUACAGGUUGUUGUAGUAUUUUUGUUGUAGUCUAUCUCUGUCUGACGGUGGUGCCGUAUUAUUAUAUAUUUGAAUUGAACCACAAAAAGAUGUUGCGAUUGUAAGGAAGCAACGGAUAGCCACGGAGAGCAAACGUCGAUGUCUGUUAGUUAAGAAAGCAGUUCAAGUGGCUUUAGGGUUGGGCAGCCAUUUUGUGAGAGACGUGCAUUUCAUUUUCAUUAAUUUUGGUUGAGGCGGUUUGAUAAAAUGGAUACAUUUAAGUAGAAUUGUGAGCCUACUCUGUGUAUGAUUCGCUAAUAAACUACAAGGCCCCAAACUGAGAAUGUAAAUAAUCACAUACAUCACUUACUGUAUUUGAUUUAAAUAAAUCUUAAUUGCUUUAAAAGUGGUUGUUCACACGUGCACAUUGAAAAGUUAACUGCUGAGCCAGUUGAAUGCUGUUGCUAACCAAAAAAAGCACCACAUUAACAGUAUAUGUUGAGGUUUUGCCAUGUGUUGUAAAUUAGUUCCCUGCAUAAUAUUAAGAUGUCGUAUCAAGGCUCAAUGUUUUUCUUUGAGGAGCAGUUUUGCUACUCAUUUCUUAAUUUGAGAAGCAGCUUUGUAAUUUUGAAGAAUUUUUUUUUUUGCAGGUUGAUAACCGGGAACCGAGGCAAGGGUUUUAUUGAACAAAAAUACGACAAUAUAAUGGAGUAGAAUUUAGGGCUGCAGCUAUUGAAUAUUUCGGUAUUCAAGUAUCCUACUGAAAAUUCGAUGGAACAGUCGAGCAUGUGGAUAAACUAUAUUUUUGCUUGUUUAAAGAGCAAUUACCAAUACAAAAGAGAAAAUUAGACCUUUCACUUAACGUAUGACUAAUUGGUUUCCAUUUUUAGAUAAUGCACCAUUUUAAUUUUGUAAAUUGACGUGUAUAAAUUCAGCUGCUAAUAUUUUAGCAUUUUAUGACAUAAUCAGAAUCAGAAUCAUCUUUAUUUGCCAAGUAUGUCCACAAAACACACAAGGAAUGUGUCUCCGGUAGUUGGAGCCCCUCUGGUACGACAACAGACAGUCAAUUGACAGAAAACUUUUGUGACAUAAAGACAUUGAUUUAAAAAAAAAAACAAAAAAACAGUCACUGAAUGUCUCCAAAGACGAACGAAAAACAAAAACAAUCGUAGAGAGCGCGUAACCGAGGCGACGACGAACAAUUACAAAGACUAUUCUUUGUGCAAGUUUUGGAAGUGUUAAAUUUGUUCCAACUAAAAUGAAGGAACCUCGAGAGAAAACAAAUCCAAAAUCCUCCUGUUUGGGUACAUGAUUAAUUUUUCUUUUAUUCCUCUCUGGCCACAUUUGUACCCGUCACCUUCGUAAUAAACAAGUCCCACAUUUAACGGUACUCAUAAUUAACAGAGACACUCCUUAGCAAUAAUGUUACGUUAGUAAGUUAGUUUAUCUCUGUUAAUUUCACCUUCGUCUCUCAGAUCCCACGACGCGGCGUGUUUGUCAGAGUGAAAGGUCUGUGUUAUAACGAAUGGGUGCUCGUCUUGCAUUUUACUAUGAAAUACUCUGUUUUGCCAUUUUCUGUGUUUCUCUUUCAUUUUGGCGUUGCGUCACAUCUUGCAACUGCUGUGUUCCUGCUCCUUCAACCGAAUCGCUUCACUUCCGCAUCCUACUUCACACGCAUUGGUGACGUAAGCGCGUUGUGUCACAUACGCCCCUGCGUGCGUUUGCUUUUCAAUUGUUUUUUGAGGCUCGAAAUGCGAAUUUGAACUCGCAAACUGUGACGCGAGACCGCUUAAUUUGAGUCUUGCAUAUUCAUCAAUGUAAAUACUGAAUAGGCAUGUUUCAGAAAGUAAUAUUCUGUAUAAUGUACUCAUAGAAUGAUGUUAGAAUGUGUACACACAAAUCAUGCUAAAAACAGUAUUAACAUUUGUUUUUUACUGCUGAAAUACUGCACGUAAAAAAAAAGAUUUUUGUUUUGACUUGUGAGAAAAAACUUGAGAUACAAGUGCUGUAUGGUGCCAGUGACUAAACUCAUUUCGCAACUCGAAUUAUUGAACAAUUGUUUAAAAAAAUGGCUACGAGCUGUUUAUUGACACUCCCAGUUAAGUUUGCUUUCAAAAUAAAAAUAAAAUUACACAUUUAAAACUAUAUAGCCUCGGCUAGCUUAAUGCUAACAAUGGGAAACGCCAUAGAGGUGCUAACAAACAGCAUCUCAUUGGGAGUUUUAUAACUUUUACGCAACGGAUAGCUGAACACUAACUGUGAAGUAACUAUGUAGAAAGGUAACACAAUACUCACAGGCAUGUAUGCUUUAUCCUCUGUGAAGAAAGACUAAUAUUAGUGCGGCUUACUGAGGAAUGAGGAGUCGAUGUGUAUGUCUAUUAUACUGCCCCCAGGUGGUCAGGGCGUGCACACCAGGAGUAGCACAAUGCCAAUUGAAAUGAAACAAAGUUUAAUUUUGAAAGUUUAAUUCACUAUAUUCAAUUGGAAAAAACGAUUUGCGAGUGUUUUGAGUGGUCAGGUCACGGAAUGACAUAAAAUAAAUAUAAAUGAAAGAAAAUAUGUAUGCUGCAUUAGUUACAUAUCAGUAUAAAAUAAAUAUGCAGUAUUUUUUAUUUUACAUAUUUCAUACUGCUGAAAUA